Messenger RNA from Penicillium brevicompactum, 717 nucleotides. Its product is annotated as Frag1/DRAM/Sfk1 family protein. The transcript is spliced from 5 exons. The record is from RefSeq and is a predicted model, not a curated record. The coding region runs from base 1 to 717 and encodes 238 amino acids. Gene Ontology annotation, cellular component: plasma membrane. Lineage: Eukaryota; Fungi; Ascomycota; Eurotiomycetes; Eurotiales; Aspergillaceae.
AUGCUGUCGCCCCCUUCCUGGGUCUUUCCGACCGUUGCGGCCUCAACUUGGCUAGCUAUGCUGCUGGCCAUGUUGGGCCAUUGGACCAUGAUCGGGGAGCCUAGAUACGGCCUCAUGAAGCCUGGCCAGAACAUCCCAUUCAUUUCGGAUAUCGGAGCCCAAGAACUCAAACCAUUGUUCAUGAUCGGUUGUAUCACGACCGUCCUACUCCUCAAUCUCUCUUUCUAUCAAUUCGUCCAAUCCAAGGGAUAUAUCAACAAACUCUGCACACACGGCUCCUUCCUCUUCACCAUCAUUGGAAGCAUAGGAUUGAUUAUGCUCUCCGUCCUCGAUAACAUCGCCCACCAUUUCACCCACGACGUCUGUGUCACAGUCUUCAUUGUGGGCUUCCUAGUCAGCGCAGCCUUGAUGGCCCUGGACUAUAUCUAUUUGGGCAUAGCCCAUGCUCUCCGCGAGCCUAUGCUCUUAACAAGUUUCGCGAUCAAAGUGUCAUUCAUCGUCAUUGAACUCACCCUCAUUAUCGUCUUUCGGAUCACUGAACACACCCAUUACAACCAGAACAAUAUGGCUGCCACCCUCGAGUGGGUCAUUGCCUUUGUCUUUACUGGCUACAUUCUCUCCUUGAUCGUGGAUCAACUGCCUUCUUCCCAAAGGAACCUCCAGAACCCCAAGGGUUAUCAACAGCUCGAAAUGAGAACGAGCAUGAGCUUGCCUUGA